This is a messenger RNA of Anarrhichthys ocellatus (wolf-eel), 2427 nucleotides long. RefSeq names its product transmembrane protein 233. The transcript has 3 exons. Gene Ontology annotation, cellular component: membrane. NCBI's taxonomy places the organism in Eukaryota, Metazoa, Chordata, Actinopteri, Perciformes, Anarhichadidae. Bases 1429 to 1755 code for a protein of 108 amino acids. The record is from RefSeq and is a predicted model, not a curated record.
GUGGACUUUCUCUCAGGCUUCGUUCAGACUGCAGGCAAAUCCAAUUUGUUUCUCAAAUCAGAUCUUUGACAGAAGCAACUUAUUUGCAAGUGAUCAGAUCGGAUUUGUGUUUUCUAGACAUCAGCAACCUAUCUGCAUGUUUUGCCGUGGUAACAACAUAGGCGUCAGUAACAACGUGACUAUGCUGGUGCCCAACAUGGAAGACUCUCUGGUAUACAUUGCAAUUAGGGGGAAGCAGUAGAAAGUGAAUGCAGAGUGAAAGUCCCAGCAGAAAAUGUAUCUUGUACUGCUGCUCUUAAUGUCUUCUGCAGCGCUCUUCUAUAGCAGCAUGGAUUCUUCUCAGCACUUCAACACUUGGAUUGGAAUCGCAUUUCAAACCCUCUCCAAAUGAUGUUUGGAUCACAUUUGCAUAAAUUGCAUUUCAUUAGUUUUUUUGCUGUCCAGACAUGGCCUUAUGAAAUUUAAAUCCUCCAUUAUGUAGGAUUUGAAAAUUUCUGACUUUGGAGACACCAAGUGGAAGUAUUCAAAACGACAUUUGACCCGAGGAUACACAGCUCUCACACCAGAAGAGUGAUAUUCAGCAAUCUGAAUGUGUGACCCGAAGACAAGGGAGACACAUUCUUUGUUCAGAAAAUACAGAAAAGAAAAAGUCAGCGGUUAAUUUUGACCGUAGUUGUUUGAAAAUAUGCCAAAAAGUUUUUUUUAUAAAGAAGAAACAACCCUAUUUCUGUCAGACAGAUCUCUCAAAACAAAGUGUAAACCAUAUAGGAUCCUUUUCUUACUAUAAAAUGACUGACUAAGUACGUGAAAAGCUACCUAAAGAAGAUAAAUGCCAAGUUUAAAGAGUGAAAAGUUAUAACAAGACAUUCAAGAUGUAGUAAAUGUGUAACUAGGACCAGUUUAACAUGUGAAGUUUGAUAGUUUCAACUGUGUUUUCAGCAGUUUUAAAUUGGAGUGUAACUAUUCCAGACAAAACACAAAGAGAGAGGAACAUGGUACAUCAGAAUAUCUGACCUACUGUGUUAACAACAUUCAUAGAUGUUCCACGGCACUGAACCGUAGACAGGGAUCCUUUCCAUGUGUCAGCAUGUUGUGCCAGCAGUGGUAAAUAGAGUCUGAUCCCUCACACUUCGUCUCAGGGCCUCAGUGUCCUGGAUGGAGGCCAGCGGGGUUAGUGAUCCUCUCCCACCUCUCUCCUGUUCCCUCUCUCAACCACAAACUUUGUUUUUCCAGCUUUGAAAGAGGACCACCACUUAACAUAUCAGACUAAUCAACCAGACUGUUGAACUUCAAAACAAGUUUGUCAGAAGUUGGAUUUAAACUGGCCUUUUGGGAUCUACUUUUUCCACAGCCUGUUUGUAACUUUUUUAACCGUCUCUAAUUUCUAAUUUUCACCCUUCUGACUGCGUUUCUUUUCUGUCAGGUACAAUGGCUCUAGGGGGGCUUAAUCCGCAAGUUAAAAAUUCCCUGAGUGGGAGUGUAUUUUUCGACCGCGGUUCUAUAGAGGAACCUCCACCUCCACUCCGCAGCUACCUCUGUUUGACUAUUUUCACCUGUUUUUGUCCAGCAUACCCCGUCAACAUUGUGGCCUUGGUCUUCUCUAUCAUGUCUAGGACCAGCUAUUAUCAGGGUGACCAUGAUGGGUCGAGGCGGCUGGGCAGGAACGCUCUUUAUGUUGCCGUUGCCUCCAUCGUCAUUGGCCUUCUCAUCAUCGCUAUCUCCUGCAUCGUUCAUUUUACCACUGGGGAUUUUUAAUGUUGUGGAAGUAGAGAGAGGGGGAGAAAACUGUGGAUGAUAAUGUCUGGAUGGGCUCAGGUGGUUCGUUUACACAGUGCCAUCUGCCAAUGAAAGGACUAUGACUCGCCUCGUGUUCACUUCAAUCUGCACAUCACUUCCUCUCAUGUUUAAUAUUCUUCACGUGGACAAUCAAGGACUAGACAAGCUGGUGAAUGUGUACAUUUCAGAAAUUAACGUCAAUAAUGCUUUGAAUUAAAAGGCAGCUUUCUACAAAUGUGAGGGAAGCCAUUGUUCACAGUAACAUUUUGUUAGGCUGUGACCCCAAUUUGAGAAAUGUGUUUUCAGCGUUGUAUUUUAUCUAGAAUGAUGACAACAGAUUGUCUAUAACUUGAUCAGUAUACCUAUUUAAUCCAUAAAGAAAUACUUUUAGUUCUGCUAAUACUAUGUUGUUAAGUUUUAUUAAAAUUAUAGUUUAUUAGUAAUUAUAUUGAUAUUUCCUGCUACAACAGUUCUAUUCAUUGUUAUUACAAUGUGUCAUUAAUGAAUUGAUUAAUAAAAUAACUUUGCUAUGUACAGAACCAAUUGUAACAACAGAGAAUUUCAAAUGUUUUAAUGGUCUUUAGCAAACUCCUUAUUAAUCAGCUCUAAACAUUUCUAGAUUAUUUCCUGCUCCACAUCAUGAUUGUGUCU